Molecule: messenger RNA, 570 nt
Organism: Nerophis lumbriciformis (worm pipefish)
Lineage: Eukaryota; Metazoa; Chordata; Actinopteri; Syngnathiformes; Syngnathidae
Source: RefSeq, a predicted model, not a curated record
AUGGGGAAGGAUGACUUUCCAGCGCAUGUUGUCACUUGGCUUUCUUUGCCAAAGAUCACCUUCUAUGAGGAGAAGAAAUUCCAGGGCCGCUGCUACAACUGCAGCAGCGACUGCGCAGACCUGCACUCGUAUUUCACCCGCUGCAGCUCUAUCAGGGUGGAGAGUGGUGUUUGGGUGAUCUACGAAAGGCCCAACUACAAGGGCUUUCAGUACAUCCUAUACCCGGGCGAGUAUGCCGACAACCAGCAGUGGAUGGCCUUCAGCGACAGUGUCAAAUCAUGCCGUACUAUUAAGAACGUUUAUGGCAACUGGAAGCUGAGGCUGUACGAGAGGCCAAACUUUGGCGGCCAGAUGGUGGAAUGCACCGAGGACUGCCCCUCGGUGUACGAGACCUACAAGUUUCGCGAGGCUUACUCCUGUGUGGUAACCGAUGGCGCUUGGGUGUUCUACGACCUCCCCAACUAUAGGGGGCACCAGUACCUCCUGGAGCAGGGCGAGUAUCGGCAGCACGCUGACUGGGCGGCCUCCUCUCCUGGCAUAGGUUCCUUCCGCAGGAUCACAGAGUAUUAG